Aspergillus ibericus CBS 121593 is the source of this 1372-nucleotide messenger RNA. Its product is annotated as PQ-loop repeat-containing protein. The transcript is spliced from 5 exons. Gene Ontology annotation, cellular component: fungal-type vacuole membrane. The record is from RefSeq and is a predicted model, not a curated record. NCBI's taxonomy places the organism in Eukaryota, Fungi, Ascomycota, Eurotiomycetes, Eurotiales, Aspergillaceae. The coding region runs from base 1 to 942 and encodes 313 amino acids. Gene Ontology annotation, biological process: basic amino acid transmembrane export from vacuole.
AUGGCGACCCUCUGGUCAACAGCCAUGACCAAUCCCGACUCCGUGCCUCUCACAUCCCGCGAAGCAGCCUCCGGCCUUUUGGGCUCGAUAUCUCUCACCUGCUGGAUCUUCCUCCUAGUCCCCCAACUCAUUGAAAACUACCGCAACGGCAACGCCGAAGCCAUCUCCCUACUCUUCCUCUUCGUCUGGUUCCUCGGCGACAUCACCAACCUGAUCGGAGGCGCCUGGGCCGGACUGGUGCCCGUCAUCGUCGCCAUCGCCGUAUACUUCUGCAUCGCGGACGGGGUUCUCAUUGGCCAAUGUCUGUACUACAAGGCGCGGAAUGCGCGACGCUCCUCCAAUGGGAUGAUCUCUCGUCGUCGGUCCUCCGUGGCCGAUGGCCCUGAUCCGACGACGCCGCUUCUGGGUCGGCGGUUUAGCGAUGCGGGACGUCGCGCGGACGCGGAUGCGACUGCGGAGGAUGAUAUGUUGGCGAAGAUCGUGGAGGAGAAUGAUGUUGGACGCAAGGCGUGGGUGAAGAAUUUCAGCAGCGUCUUGGGAAUCUGUGUGAUUGGCAUGGCGGGGUGGACUAUGGCGUGGCGGACGGGCGUGUGGAAGCCUGCGCCGGUUGAGGAGGUUGAUGGCGGGGUGGAUAUGGCUCCUGGGGCGAUGGUCUUGGGGUAUAUCAGUGCGGUUUGUUAUCUUGGGGCACGUCUUCCGCAGAUUUACAAGAAUUAUUGCGAUAAGUCAUGUGAAGGUCUCUCACUACUAUUCUUCAUUCUCUCCCUAUUGGGAAACCUUACCUACGGUGCGGGUAUCAUCUGUCACUCCACGGACAAGAACUAUAUCGUGACCAAUGUGCCGUGGCUGAUUGGCUCGCUGGGCACCAUGGUCGAGGACGUUACUAUUUUCGUGCAGUUUCGCCUGUACGCGGCUCGGGACACGGUGACGCCGGCCGUGUAGCGCGUCGUGCAUUCCUUCCGUGUUAUGUACAUUGUCUUGAAAUUGCUGGUGGUUUAGCGCGUCGUUUUUUGACCUGGGGUUGUACGGUAUGGGUCCGGCAGAUCGGGUGUCUAAGAUAAAAGUUCUUGAUUGCUUGCAUUGCGGGGUGGAUGUUCGGUUGAUAUUGAUAUUGAUAUUGAUAUUGAUAGUGCUUGUUGGUUUGAUGUCGGGGUCUGUUGAUAUGGGGAUUGGUGGCGUGUAUAGUAUAGUAUGAUUUGAUCCUCUACAUACCUACGGUCUCGGAUGGCUUACAAUUACGGGGGAUAGAACGAGUUUGCUCAUGGUCGCAUGACAGACAUUGCAUGAGAGCUGGGCAGCUAAGCUCGAGUACUAGCAACAAGCACAACAACAUCAGACACGGAGCCGAAGACGGCCAAACCGAUCUCGCCCC